GUCUUUUUUGGAAAAUGAAACCUAUUUGUAUGAUUUCUAAUCAACCAAUAUCAGAAACAAAACAAUCAAAAGAUCAUGUAACUGUUUUACUUACUUGCAAUACAACAGGAACUGAAAAACUCAAACUUUAUUCAUUCACAAAUAUGAAAAUCCACAAUUGGAUGCAAGUUUCAAUCUGGAAUAAUUACAUUAAAAAACUUGAUACAAGAAUGAGAAUGCAAAAUAGAAAUAUUAUUCUUCUUGUUGACAAUGUACUUACACAUACUCUUUAUGAAACUACACAUGUUACAAAUAUUACUAUUGAAUUUUUACCUCCAAAUACUACUGCACACCUACAACCCUGUGAUCAAGGAAUUAUUAAUAGUUUUAAGACAAAUGAAAUUAAUUUAGAUGAUACAGCAGAUGAAAUUAAUUUAGAUGAUACAAUAUUUAUACAUUAUGAUAACAUAGUAAUUACAACAGAAAUAAGAACUAAUGAUGAAAUUCUAGUGGCAGUUCUUCCUAAUAAUGAAAAAUGA
Molecule: messenger RNA, 518 nt
Organism: Diversispora eburnea
Lineage: Eukaryota; Fungi; Glomeromycota; Glomeromycetes; Diversisporales; Diversisporaceae
Source: the annotation of a GenBank genome assembly